AUGGCGGGGGCGGGCGGUGCGGCGCGGGGCCGGUUCGCGGUGGUGGGCGGCGGUAUCGCGGGGGUCACCUGCGCCGAGAAGCUGGCUGCAGAAUUCCCAUCAGAAGACAUUUUUUUAAUGACAGCUUCCCCAGUUAUAAAAGCUGUAACUAAUUUCAAGCAGGUCUCCAAAACACUUGAGGAAUUUGAUGUCGAAGAGCAACCAAGUUCCCUAUUAGAAAAACGAUAUCCCAAUAUUAGAGUUAUACAGUCUGCAGUAAAACAGUUGAAAAGUGAUGAACAUAAAAUUUACACUGAAGAUGGGAAAGAAUACACAUAUGAAAAACUUUGCCUGUGUGCUGGAGCCAAACCAAAAUUAAUUGUUGAAGGGAACCCGUAUGUGUUAGGAAUCCGGGAUACUGACAGUGCACAGGCUUUUCAGAAGAAUUUGGCUCAAGCUGAGAGAAUAGUGGUGGUAGGAAAUGGUGGGAUUGCCCUGGAAUUAGUGUAUGAAAUUCAAGGCUGUGAAGUAAUCUGGGCAAUCAAAGACAAAGCCAUUGGGAAUACUUUCUUUGAUGCAGGAGCAGCUGAAUUUCUCCUCCCAAAGCUCACUGCAGAAAGCCAAGAGACUCCCAUUGAGUGUAAAAGAACCAAGUACACACUGGAAGGAAGUGAGGAAAAAGGAAGACCUACAGGAACAUCUGACAAGCUGGGCAGUGCCUUAGGCCCCGACUGGCACGAGGGGUUACACCUUAAAGGGACUAAGGAGUUUUCUCAUAACGUACAUAUUGAAAUACUAUGUGAAGUAAAGAAAAUACACUUACAGCAAGAAUUUAUCCAACUGCAGCAGACUUCUAUGACUUUUCCUAAAGGAGAGAAAAAUGUAGAAGCAGAUGAGGUGCUGUGGCCUGUAUAUGUGGAAUUAACUAAUGGAAAAAUUUAUGGAUGCAAUUUCAUUGUCAGUGCAACUGGAGUUGUACCAAAUGUUGAACCAUUUCUUGAUGGCAAUAAUUUUGCUGUGGGUGAAGAUGGAGGACUGAAGGUAGACGAGCACAUGCACACCUCACUGCCAGAUGUGUUUGCAGCUGGAGAUAUCUGCACAGCAGCAUGGGAGCCAAGCCCCGUGUGGCACCAGAUGAGGCUGUGGACUCAAGCUCGGCAGAUGGGAUGGUAUGCAGCAAAGUGCAUGGCAGCAGAUGCUUUAGGAGAAUCUAUUGAUAUGGAUUUCAGCUUUGAACUAUUUGCUCAUGUUACAAAAUUUUUCAAUUACAAGGUGGUGGUUUUGGGAAAGUACAAUGCUCAGGGCUUGGGCUCAGACCAUGAGCUGAUGCUGAGAUGUACCAAGGGACACGAGUAUGUGAAAGUGGUGAUGCAGAAUGGCCGAAUGAUGGGAGCUGUGCUGAUUGGUGAAACGGACUUGGAAGAAACCUUUGAAAAUUUAAUUUUAAAUCAAAUGGAUCUUUCAGCCUAUGGAGAAGAUCUCCUAAAUCCAGAUAUUGAUAUAGAAGAUUAUUUUGAUUGA
Cinclus cinclus is the source of this 1500-nucleotide messenger RNA. RefSeq names its product pyridine nucleotide-disulphide oxidoreductase domain 1 (gene PYROXD1). Gene Ontology annotation, molecular function: flavin adenine dinucleotide binding; oxidoreductase activity. NCBI's taxonomy places the organism in Eukaryota, Metazoa, Chordata, Aves, Passeriformes, Cinclidae. The record is from RefSeq and is a predicted model, not a curated record. Bases 1 to 1500 code for a protein of 499 amino acids. The transcript has 12 exons.